This is a messenger RNA of Girardinichthys multiradiatus, 930 nucleotides long. RefSeq names its product olfactory receptor 6N2-like. NCBI's taxonomy places the organism in Eukaryota, Metazoa, Chordata, Actinopteri, Cyprinodontiformes, Goodeidae. Gene Ontology annotation, molecular function: olfactory receptor activity; G protein-coupled receptor activity. The record is from RefSeq and is a predicted model, not a curated record. The transcript has a single exon. Gene Ontology annotation, biological process: G protein-coupled receptor signaling pathway. Gene Ontology annotation, cellular component: membrane. Bases 1 to 930 code for a protein of 309 amino acids.
AUGGAAAACAGCUCUUUGCCUUUUUACUUCAACCUCACCAUGUUUGUGAACAUUGGACACUACCGCUUUGCAGCCUUUGCCUUCUGCAUGCUGCUCUACAGCUUAAUCGUCUGCGCGAAUCUCCUAAUGAUCCUGGUGAUUUCCCAGUACAGAGCAUUGCAUCAGCCCAUGUACAUGUUCAUUGCUUUGUUAUCAGCCAACGCUCUGUACGGCUCCGCUGGCUUCUUCCCCAGAUUUCUCAUGGACCUGCUGUCUGAUGUCCACUUGAUAUCUAAGCUGGCCUGUUUCACCCAGAUUUAUGUGAUUUAUACGUACGGUUCAAAUGAACUGACCAUUCUGAGCAUCAUGGCGUAUGAUAGAUAUGUAGCGGUGUGCCAUCCUUUACAUUAUUACAGAAAGAUGACUUCUAAAACUGUUGUCCUGCUGUCAGUGCUGGCCUGGAUCUUUCCAGCUUUGGCUCUAACAGCAGUAAUAUCAAUGUCUGCCCAGCUUCCUUUGUGUGGCAAUGAGAUACAGAAGGUGUUCUGUGCCAACUGGAAUGUGGUUAAAUUAUCAUGUGUGAGCACAGCUCUCAACAAUGUUUUAGGAAUGCUUCUGACCAUAACUACUGUUUUUCUCCCGCUUUUUUAUGUGCUUUACACCUAUUUACGGAUCCUAACUGCGUGCUGGAAGAGAUCUGCGGAGUUCAAGGGUAAAGUGUUGCAAAGCUGCCUGCCACACAUUGUUUCCUUCGUGAUUUAUUCCAUUGCUGGAUUUUGCGAUAUCGCCUUGAGUCGAUACAACCCAGAAGACAUAAAUCCAUUUGUUGCUGUUAUUUUGUCCUUGGAGUUCGUUGUCAUUCCUCCGGUUUUGAAUCCUCUUGUUUAUGGCCUCAAGCUGCCAGAUAUCAGAAGGCACAUUUUAGGUUUUUUGUCAUGCCAUAAAAGAUGA